This is a messenger RNA of Porites evermanni, 2747 nucleotides long. The record is from the annotation of a GenBank genome assembly. NCBI's taxonomy places the organism in Eukaryota, Metazoa, Cnidaria, Anthozoa, Scleractinia, Poritidae.
AUGUCGGUAUUGAAAGCUGUUGUUAGUUUUUAUCGAACGGGUGAGGAAAGGCCAAUCGAAAGGUACAAGGCAAGACUCAAAGUCCAAGAAGAGCAUCGGACACUUUCAACGUUCAAGAAAAACGUUAUUGACUUUCUUGGUCUUAACGAGCAAGCCAGGAAGUUCGGUCUUGGGUCAUUUGACCUUAAACUUUACCGCCUCGCCAAAAUCAGCGGCAAAAUAGAAAAUUAUUCUUUAUCGACCCAGCAGCAGCUAGAUCUGGAACUACCCCUGUUGCUUGACUCAAAUAGUGAAAGCGAGCUGAACAGUAAGUACUCUUAAAGUUAUGAAUUUUGUACUAAGAUACCGCGUGGCACGAAAUUUUUGCGGGACUUUUAUCUUGCGGAUUGCAGAAACUAAAUUAGCUCCCCAAAUGUUUGGGGAGCUAAUUGUUUCCAUAGCGAAAGUCUGGUUUUCUUGCUGGGGAUUAAUAUUUGUGAUUUUCAGGAGGUCGUGCGCUCGAAAUACCAGUAAAGCAACUAACAGAGAUGUCACUGUUUGUAAAACACGUUGCCGGUAAACAUUGUCAAUUUGAAACAAUUCCCUGUUUUUCCCCGACGCUGCUGCAGACAGUCGUUCUGUACAGUCCUUCGCUAUCGUAAAAAACACUGGACCCUGAAAUUUUGUUUUGUUUUUGUUUUUUGUUUUUUAUAUAACUGGAUGCCUACUUGCAGAUGCAUUAUUGAUUCACGUGAACAACAGAUGAUAGAAGCUGCAAAAUACGCCUCUGACAUUCACAGGAAGUUGAUUUAUUUUCAUAAUGAACUGUUAUCAGGAAUGAUCAUUUUCAUCCCUCACAAAAGAAAUGUUAGUUCACUGACAAUAGCUUAAACCUUUUUUUUCCGUUUUAAACAAAGAGCACAUGUCAUUUUAAGAAAAUGAGAUCGAAAAAUCUCAUACUCAAAGUUCUUCAAAGCCGUGCUUCUCAGCUUGGCUCCGACACUUUUAAAUGUGAGUCUAAGAGUCACGGAAAUGUUCAAGUUCUCAAUUUAUUUGCGCGUCCUUUUUCAGUUCACGUUGUACAGUCUGUUCUUCAGUGGGGAAAAGAGCCUGACGUGUUAAUAAAAAGAGAAGAGGUUAGUAAAAAAAGCAACGCGAAUAACGAACCAGUAGCGCCAAAGAAGAGGAAAUCGCGCCAAAAUGCAAAAGAAGACAAACAGCUUGCAAAAAAACUCAAAGAAGAUAACGAGGGAGUUACACGAACUGCCAGACAACUAAGCGAACUAAAUGAGCUUAAUGCAGGUAAUGAAAUCAUUAAAUACAAAUUAUCAUUUUUCAUUUUACAUUUUAAAAUAAUUAUAGCAAACAUGAGAGUUAUGACUAAAUAAGUUAUAUUUUUUAGUAUUAAUAGUUUUCUAUUCUCCAAUUGUAAAUGGCUAUGCAUUCCAGCCUGUUAACUGAUAUUUUUUCACUAUCCAUCUACCCUACACUUUCUAAAGUGUACAGAAUGUAAUUCAGUGAGUACGACUUAAUUAUAUAAGGCUACGUCAACCUAACAGACUACUAUGCAAACAUUUAUAUGGAAAUUUCAGGUCUUUGUUGUUCUUUGUUUCAGAACUUGCAAAACUUGAAGGUUCGACACCAAUAAACGAGGGUAAAAUCAAAUGCGGUCUUUGUUGCAAGUCGUAUACCGUUCAACUUGACAGAGCCACGGCAGGGAAGAUAUCAUUCUUCAAAAGAAGUAGGUUCAGUUUUAUCAUAAUAAAAUAUGUAACAUUACUUGCCUUGUAAGAAAGUAGUCAAUAGUCAACUUUUAAAACGGACACAUUUAAGCGAUUUCCUUUUCCUAUUAUUGACCUUUAAAUAAAGGUAGAAUUUUCAUCCGAUCAUAAAAGUAGAUUAGUGACAAUCAUGAUACUUACAAAUAAAAACAAACUAGCGCUUCUGAUAUUCUUUCCUAUUUCAGCUCACUUCAAUAUGUGCCAGAAACAGAGAAAAGCUGAGGUUAAAGGAGUUAAAACAUUAGAAAAUUUCUUCGCCAAUUUAACUGCAAAACCUACACCUGCAUGUGCUAGCUUUGCUGAGACUGGGUUAAAUGACAACGACCAAGAACAGUUUGACGGCGAUGACGCAAUCGUUUCAGAGAAGUAACGGCAUCAGCCUAUCACUUUUGACAUUGUUUAUUUGUGUGGUUAGAAAAAUAAGUGUAUCUAUUGCAGAUCACUAGUUUAUGUCAUAGACGUGUUAUUGUCUAUCGUUACAGUUGCAAACAGCACUUUAAAAAGAGACAAAGCUCUCAAAGCUCUCUUCCGGUGUUUUUUUUUUCCCUUCUACUCGAUUUAGUUAUGAUGAAAUCUUUAGAAUUUCUAGCAAAUAAAGGUGAAUAUAUUAAAGCUAUUUCCAGAUCCUGUGGUACGUUUCUUGAACACCACUGGUUGUUUUAUCCGACAAAAAGUGCUAUCAAAUUACUCGAUCGAUAACACGAAAGUAAAAACAACAACUACAACAAUCAGGCGAGGAAUAGCCGAGAAGAAAUCUGUGCGAACAGGUUGACCUAGAAUUUUUUAUUUCACAGUGAGAAUGAGGAUCUAGAUAUCGAUAGCCCUUUCGUUACAACUUUCCCGGAUUUCUCCGACGAUGAAGAAUGUUCCAAGAUAUCAGAAUGCGAGUCAGAGGAGCCUGAGGACAAAAAUAACCAAGGUCCUACCACAAGCGGUGAAGUAGACACAGAGCAUAUAGCCGAUGAUCUCAUAUCCUGCACUGUGUAA